Molecule: messenger RNA, 3245 nt
Organism: Eublepharis macularius
Lineage: Eukaryota; Metazoa; Chordata; Lepidosauria; Squamata; Eublepharidae
Gene: FAM110B
Product: family with sequence similarity 110 member B
Exons: 2
Coding region: 427-1539 (370 amino acids)
Source: RefSeq, a predicted model, not a curated record
CUCCCUCUACUCCCUCCCUUGUCGGCGGUCUGGCUUCUUGCCCGGCUUUACAAUCUGGGAAAGGACAGAAGAGCAGAUCACUGCUUAUAGCUGAGCACAAAGGAACCACAGAAGCCUCCACAUCCUUCAAUGAGAAGAAAGAAGCCAGCAGAGCAGGAUUAAUGCAAGCUUGUUUCUGGUGGCCUUUUGGUACAAAGGCUGCCUUGGAAGAGAAUAAAGAAAGAAAGAAACACCAUGAUAUUUAAUGAGCUGUGAAAUGAAGCACAGUUUCUGCUGCUGCUACCGCCACCACCAUCAGUGCUCCUAACCCUCACAUUCCAAAAUUCAUCUGCUAUUCAUUGUGCUUAAUAUACAUGUUUCUGUACCGUGCAUUUAGAAGAUUCCAGAAAGGAGUUCAAAACGGCUGCUGGGGAAAGGCCACCAAACAUGCCUACAGAAACACUACAGACAGGUAGCAUGGUCAAACCUGUCAGCCCUGCCAUCACUUUCACUUCCGCUGUCCCUCUUCGCAUUUUGAACAAAGGACCUGACUAUUUCCGCAGGCAAGCAGAGCCUAAUCCAAAAAGACUUAGUGCGGUAGAGAGGCUGGAAGCUGACAAGGCAAAAUAUGUGAAGAGCCAAGAGGUCAUCAAUGCCAAGCAAGAGCCUGUGAAGCCAGCAGUGCUUGCCAAGCCACCAGUAUGUCCUGCAGCUAAGCGAGCCUUGGGCAGCCCUACCUUGAAAGUGUUCAACAAUAAUGUAAAGACUGAGAGUGGGGUCCAGAGAGAGAAUCUAAAGCUAGAGAUUUUGAAAAAUAUCAUCAACAGCUCAGAGGGCUCCAGUUCAGGUUCAGGUCACAAACAUAGUUCACGAAACUGGCCUCCCCACAGAUCAGAUUCAGGAGACCUAAACCGGCACUCCUUUGCAGAAUCCUUAAAGGUAUUCCCAACACAAGGCCGUAGCAGUCCUCAAGAAAGCAACUCCAGCGUGAGCAGAAGACUACUGGAACAGUCGCCAGAGUCAUUCCUGCAUGUUUCCCACAGCUCAUCAGACAUUAGAAAAGUAUCUAGUGGUAAACCCUUAAAAGCAAUACCAUGCAGUAGUUCAGCUCCACCUCUGCCUCCCAAACCCAAAAUCACCGCCAUCACUACUUUGAAAUCACCGGAGAUGGACAUGGUUGAGCCCAGUUGUGGCGUCAGCAGAAGACCUUCACUCCAGCGCUCAAAGUCAGACUUAAGUGACAGAUACUUUCGUGUUGAUGCAGACGUUGAAAGAUUCUUUAACUACUGUGGACUGGAUCCUGAAGAGCUUGAAAAUCUUGGGAUGGAAAAUUUUGCAAGGGCUAACUCUGAUAUUAUCUCGCUCAAUUUUCGCAGUGCAAGUAUGAUCAGUUCAGAUUGUGAACAGUCUCAGGACAGCAACAGUGACCUUAGAAACGAUGAUAGUGCCAAUGACCGCGUGCCAUAUGGUAUUUCUGCAAUUGAAAGAAAUGCCAGAAUCAUCAAGUGGUUAUACAGCAUCAAGCAAGCUAGAGAGUCACAGAAAGUGUCCCAUGUGUAAGUAAAUGCACAGGGGAACAGGCAAGGACUGUAUCUUUGUGAAUAUUCAGUUGUGAAGGGUUGUGAAGUCUACUUGAAGUCUUAAUACACUUCUCAGAUCUCUUUUUGUGUUGCUUGUUGUGCAAUGUUUUCAAGUUGCAUGCCUGUCAACAUGUGAACUGACCUGGCUUCCACUUGAACAAUAAUUAGCUACAGAGCCUGGCUGAGCAUACACACAUUAUCUGCCAAAAGUUUAAGACCAGAAUCCAAAUAGGGCUUUGUUUAUAAACAAAUAUGUUUACAUUAAAUGGCUGUACGGCUUCUUUUUAAUAUUUCUGUAGUUCCUUGUUGGUUUUUUAAAAAUAAUCUCACAAUGUUUGUGUCUUAAUUGCAGGUAUAGUUAAUAGACACAGGUAUCUUUUCAGCUUCAAUUGAAAUAAAUUUUGGAGGCAAAAAAGGAACAUUGCCAAAGUAAGAGAUAUUGGGUUGAUCCAAUGUACUGUUAGCCCAGCUCUGACAAUGGAAUAGAAAUUUCUCACCUUUCCCCUCCUGCUGCAGCCCAUAGAGCUUCUCAAAAUGCUAUUCGUGGGGCACAGAGUACCCUUAAGAACAGCACGGGGAGCAAAGUGGGAAGGUCUGCAAUGGAGAAAUUAGUGAACAUUGUCCUCCUCUGCUGCUGGUGGAAGUGCCUUAUGCCAGCAGAAAAUGGCCUUUGGCUCAAACCAGUAGUCUAAAACCUUAUCUGCUAUCACCAGAAAAUGAUUUAAAGUAUCUGUACAUAAAGUACCUAAGAUGCAAUCUUUUGAAACAAGAUGUUCACCUUUUAAAGAAGUAGCCAGGAUUUUCUAGUUUUAAAGGUUCCAUUAGAACCCUUUUUAUAAUCCUUUUUAGAUUAAGGUUUUCUGUGGGGGUAAAGGUUCCUGCACACUAAACCUUCCUCAAAAAAGGACUCAAAAGUGUAUAAGCUACUCUUGCGGGUGAUUGGUGAACAAUGGACUACAAUGGUUCCACCAAUCACAAUGUUAUUAGAAGAGGCCAAAAAAAUAACAAGUGAAAGAUGGGUUGAUUUUGAAAGGAAGGUUCCUUGUCUUAAACUUUUGACAGGAAUGGUUAGAUCCUAUUUGUUGAUCUUGAAUGCCUUUUAAAUGAGACAAAGCACAUCAUGAUUACAAGCUCCUGCUGCUGACUACGUUUUUGUAGACCUGUUGAGCAGUUCAUGAACUGAAAAUGGAAGUACACAGCCAUAUCAGUAUAAGAGCCUCUUUCUUACCCGGACAUGAAACACACUCAGUAUAACUGAAGUAUAUCAGAGAAUUGUGAUAAUGUUGUCUUAAAUAUGUUAUAUCUUAAGGCUGUGGAAGUUUGUUACAGCUCUAGGAAACUGUAGAGACAUGACAGUAUGUAGCUCUUUUUUUUUUUUGCCCCUUCUCUUCCUGCCCCCUUCCUAUGGUGUUUAGUGCUGCACGUCAAUUUGUUACACAUUUUUUGACAACCUUGUGUCUUCCCUAUGGUUUAACUGUCAUGUCAAAGUGACAGUUGUGGUGCGUAGCGGAAAAGUUGAAAGUGCAGUGGUUUGCUUCAUUAUUAUUAUAUUCAUGCUUUGAAGUACUUUGCAGCACUAUCUAAUAUUUCAUCAGCUAAUAGGAAACUUUUUAUUGUGUAAAUGCUGUAAGACUUUGUACAUAUUUCAGUUCUUAUGAGAUCUUUAAAAAAGAGAGUGUUACGCUA